AUGUUUAACAAUGUUAUUUUAGAUGAAGAAGAUCAUCUUUCAGUAGAACAUCAGGUUGAUUACUAAAGAAUCCAAAUGGCUAGAAUCUUUCAAAAAGAUUAACUCCAUCAUAAAUUUGAAAGCGAAGAAUAAACAUGUUUCUCUCAUUAUAAAUUUUACCCUUAAAAUUAUAUCUCCAUAAUCUAUAUUUAUUAAAGCAAAUAAUCGAUUUAAGAUUAAAAAUUGCACAAAUUCUCAUUUUAUUGUCCCAGAAAAACUACAUACACAGAGGUUUAAUCUCUCAUAUCAUCAAUUUUUAAAGUUCUAAUAUCAUCAGGUUCAUCAUUAGAAAGUCCUUAAAAGCCAUCUCUAAGAUAUCAAAAAAGGGGUGGAAGUAUACCACGUUAUAUAAAUAGAGUCAAGGAAUUCUUCAGUUCCUUCAUUUACCUCAUUCAGUCAAUGA
This is a messenger RNA of Paramecium primaurelia, 442 nucleotides long. Lineage: Eukaryota; Ciliophora; Oligohymenophorea; Peniculida; Parameciidae. The record is from the annotation of a GenBank genome assembly.